This is a messenger RNA of Neofelis nebulosa (Clouded leopard), 1813 nucleotides long. RefSeq names its product gasdermin D (gene GSDMD). Gene Ontology annotation, molecular function: phosphatidylinositol-4-phosphate binding; phosphatidylserine binding; phosphatidylinositol-4,5-bisphosphate binding. The transcript has 11 exons. Gene Ontology annotation, biological process: pyroptotic inflammatory response; defense response to bacterium. The record is from RefSeq and is a predicted model, not a curated record. NCBI's taxonomy places the organism in Eukaryota, Metazoa, Chordata, Mammalia, Carnivora, Felidae. The coding region runs from base 176 to 1642 and encodes 488 amino acids. Gene Ontology annotation, cellular component: NLRP3 inflammasome complex.
UCGGCCAGCCUCCCUAGGCCACAGUUUCACUUUUGGGUCUGUGCACUUGCUCAGAAGCUUCCCGGCACAGCCCUGGUCUGCAGGAAGGCCUUGCUUCACGUCGUGGGCCCGGAGCCUGGGGUGACGGUCACGCCCUGAUCGCAGAACGCCUGAGCCAUCUGUACCCCUCGGGAGCAUGACGUCCACCUUCGAAAGGGUGGUCAAGAGCGUGGUCCGGGAGCUGGACCCCAAAGGAGACCUCAUCCCCGUGGACAGCCUGCGGAGCUCCACCAGCUUCCGGCCCUACUGCCUGCUGGGCAGGAAGCUCUCCAGCUCAUGGUUCUGGAAACCCCGCUACAAGUGUCUCAACCUGUCCAUCAAGGACAUUCUGGAGCCUGAUGCCCCAGAACCAGCUGUGGAACGCGUCGCCUCCUUCCACAUCGAAGACCUCGUGGACGGGAUGGUGCAGGGCAACGUGGAGGUGAAAGCCCUGGGACAGGGCAAGUUUGUGAGCGGGGCAGCGGUGUCGGCCACAGCCAGCACCUCCAUGGACGUGUGCGUGCUGAAAGUGCCCCUCCACACCUGGGGGGCCAUGAACAAAGAAAGGCGCCUGCGGCAGCCGGAGCACAAGAUCCUGCAGCAGCUGCGGAGCUGCGGGAGUGACGUGUUCGUGGUGACGGAGGUGCUACAGACGCAGGAGGAGGUGGAGGUCACCCGGGCCCAGAAGCAGGAGGGCUGUGGCCAAUUCGCCCUGCCCGGAGUCCUACGCGUGCAGGGCAAGGGCCAGGGCCACCUGAACCGGAAGAAGACAGUCACCAUCCCCUCAGGCAGCGUCCUUGCAUUCCAGACGGCCCUGCUGGUUAUUGGCCCUGACUGGGAGAUCCACCACCUCCAGCACAAGGACGAGAGGACCUUCAGGCUGCCCAAGACAGGCCACAAGCCUACAAGCAGCACAGGUCUCCUGUCACAGAUACCUCUCAGCUACUUCAAGAUGAGGUUCCCAUCUACACCCGUGGACAUGGUGUCGGAUGGGGACAUUGAGGACCAGAUGCCAGUCACUGAAGACUUCCAGGGCCUGAAGGUAGAGGUUAGUGUCCACGCUGACGGCCUGAAGGGCUUGUCCGGGGAACUGUGCGGGCAGAUCCUGGCAGGCCUGAUGAAGGUGUUGCGGGAAGAGCCGGCCUUGGAGAGCCUCCAGGAGGAGCUGGAACAGGGCCUGUGCUGUGGGUGGGUGGCGUCCCCCGAUGCCCCGGGGGGUGCCAUCCUGGAGUGCCUGGUGCAGUCCUCUGGAAAGGUAGAGGAAGAACUCGCCCGCCCCAUCCUCUACCUCGUACAAGCACUGACUGAGCUGAACGAAACCCAGCGUGCACUGCUCGCGGAGGUGCUGGAGACAGGGGACCUGUCCGGGCAGUCCAGGCUGGUGCAGAGCGUCCUGGAGCAGAGCUCCCCCUGGAAGGAACACAGGGCUGUGUCCCUGCCGCAGGAGCUCCUGGGGAGCAGCUGGGACUCAAAGGCACCUGCCUGGGUCCUGCUGGAGGAGUGCGGCCUGGAGCUGCGGGUGGACGUCCCCCAGGUGCACUGGCAGCCGGACGCGCAGGGCCGCACGAGCGCCCUGUACGCCUGCCUGGUGCUGCUGCCGCAUCUGAGCCAGGACAGCGCUUAGGGCCGAGCCUGGCUCUCCCGCCGGGGCGCCUGGGCAGCGCUCCGGGCGGGGCGGGGCUCCUGCCCAGCUGGCGGCCAGCCCCGGGAAGGCGAGAGCCCGACCGGCCACGUGGCCGGUUCAGCGUGGGGCCAGGAGUUGGGGAAAGUCAAUAAAUGCGAUGUGUAAAGGAAA